Messenger RNA from Odontomachus brunneus, 1201 nucleotides. RefSeq names its product myb/SANT-like DNA-binding domain-containing protein 3. NCBI's taxonomy places the organism in Eukaryota, Metazoa, Arthropoda, Insecta, Hymenoptera, Formicidae. Bases 656 to 1099 code for a protein of 147 amino acids. The transcript has 3 exons. The record is from RefSeq and is a predicted model, not a curated record.
AAAUAAAUUAAGCUCUUUGCAAUCUUUAAUAAUUGCAAUCUGAUCAUCUGACGUGAGGAAAGUUUCAAGUAAUAAUUAUUAAUACAGCCUCAGUCCUUGUUUGAGAAGAGUUUGAGAAUCUCAAAUAAUUAAUAAACUGAAAUAAUAUGUUACAUUCUUUAAAUAAAGAAGAUAAACUAUUAAUAAACUUUAAGUAUGAUACAUUAUCUUUUGUUGCUUGCGACAUGAAACUCCUGAUCUGCUCCUGAUCUGCUCAUGAAAUUGCAAAAGCAGGAGCCAGAGCAGACCAUAGAAUAUUACAAUUAUAGAUGGGAGAUUAUACUAUUCUCUCGGAUCCAGAUCUCACUCGCUCUACUCUCGUUAUCGUAAGCACCCAAGGUUUCUUAAUAUAUUUAUGCAAACUAUUUCUUUAAAAUAUUUAUGAAUCUUUCAUAUAAAUAUUGUUUUAUUAAUACGUGCUGUCUGGGUUUCAAGUGGUUUCAGGCUCAUACAUAUCAAAUAGUUAUUGGUAAUAUUUCAUACUAUAUAUUUCUAUCUUCCAUUUUUCAUUCUUGUAGAUCAACUGUUGACGUUUUUCAUUAAUACAAAGACAAUAAAUUAUUGUGUGAAAACCACAUAUGAUCAGACUGUGAAGAAAGGAAGUCUUUCUUUUACAAUGGCAACGAAAAGUAGACAUUACACGCCAGCAGAAAAAAACGUAUUCUUACAAAUUUUAGGAAAAUAUAAACACAUUAUUGAAUGCAAAAGAAGUUGUGCUGAUACGCUUCGCAAUAAAGAAGCAGCAUGGAAGGAGAUUUGUGAUGAAUUCAAUAACUCCUCCUUGAUUGUACAAGAUAGAACUGUACAACAGUUAAAAAAAUUAUGGAACAAUUUAAAGCAAAUACAACGAGAUGCAUUAACAAGAGAAAAGCAGGCAAGAUUUGCAACAGGUGGAGGACCAGAGGAACUAUCCACAGAUAUUGAUCCCGAUAUCGCUAUGAUAGCACCAAAUUUAAUGACUAUAGCUCCUAUAAUAUUUACAUCCAAUAUGAAUGACAAAGAAAUGGAAGAUGCAGAAGACAAUAUUUUGGAACAUAUAAGCAUGAACAGUACUGAAUAAUUUAUGAAGGUGAUUGAAAUCGAUACACCUAAUGAAAUGGCAAACAAUGAAAUAGGAUCUGAAGUGUUACCUAAUGUGUUAGCUGCCAAAGGUUUAUAAUAG